Nerophis lumbriciformis (worm pipefish) is the source of this 653-nucleotide messenger RNA. RefSeq names its product RNA polymerase II subunit I (gene polr2i). Gene Ontology annotation, molecular function: zinc ion binding; DNA-directed RNA polymerase activity; nucleic acid binding. The record is from RefSeq and is a predicted model, not a curated record. Gene Ontology annotation, biological process: transcription-coupled nucleotide-excision repair; transcription initiation at RNA polymerase II promoter; maintenance of transcriptional fidelity during transcription elongation by RNA polymerase II. Gene Ontology annotation, cellular component: RNA polymerase II, core complex. Lineage: Eukaryota; Metazoa; Chordata; Actinopteri; Syngnathiformes; Syngnathidae.
CACGCAUGCGCACACUGUCUGUUUUCAAACGCGUAGUGGCGUCUUCUGAGUUCAAUGCUGAACGUGCAGUAGAAAUUAUUUUUUGGUAUCCUUUUAUUAUUUAGCAUCAAUUAAAACCAUUCUAAUGGAUUUGGAAACCGGGACAUAUGAGCCAGGGUUUGUGGGGAUCCGGUUUUGUCAAGAAUGGGCCGCUUUGUCUUCCAGUAACAACAUGUUGUAUCCAAAAGAAGACAAGGAGAAUCGUAUCUUGCUGUAUGCGUGCAGGAAUUGUGACUACCAGCAAGAGGCAGACAACAGCUGUAUUUAUGUCAACAAGAUUACCCAUGAGGUUGAUGAGUUGACCCAAAUCAUCGCAGAUGUAUCUCAGGAUCCAACUUUGCCAAGGACAGAAGACCAUCCCUGCCCCAAAUGUGGCCACAAGGAGGCAGUAUUUUUCCAGUCCCACAGUAUGAAGGCUGAGGAUGCUAUGAGAUUGUACUACGUCUGCACAGCCCCUCACUGCGGACAUAGAUGGACCGAAUAAAGCUGGUUUUCAGCCAUCAGGAGGUCCUGUAUUUGUUUACCUUUUUGAAUAUAAUGUUAUUAAUAGUAUUUUUUAAGCAGCAGUCAUUUCCAUGUUUUUUAUUGUUAUUAAAAUAAUCAGUUGUUUCCCA